Molecule: messenger RNA, 1146 nt
Organism: Oikopleura dioica
Lineage: Eukaryota; Metazoa; Chordata; Appendicularia; Copelata; Oikopleuridae
Source: the annotation of a GenBank genome assembly
AUGACAAGCGGCGCUGGGGACGGCUCAGAGGAUGGCUCCGAAAAAAAUGUGAAAAAAGAAAACGUCGAUUCGGCGAAAUUAGCCGCGGAGGAUGCGAUGGGCCAAGAUGACGAGGGCGUGUGGUCUCCAGACAUCGAAACAGCUUUCAAAGAAGCGAUGGAAAUCUACCCCCCUUGUGGUCGCCGAAAAAUCAUUCUUCCGGACGAAGGAAAAAUGUACGGACGAAACGAAAUGAUCGCCCGCUACAUUUUGAUCAAAACCGGAAAGAAGCGGACGCGAAAGCAGGUUUCUUCGCACAUCCAAGUUCUCGCCCGAAGAAUGGACCGGGAAAAAGGACCGCCAAGUGGCCCGAAUCAAAGUACCGCAACGAACGGAAAUUCGACCCGGCCGUCGUUGGCGAAUUCAGCUCAAAAAUUGGACGUUUUGAGACUCGUUCCAGCUUCGACUUACAGAGUCAAAGGAGAUGAUUCGAAAGAACUGAGGAUGUGCGAUUUUGAAAUUUCAGCGACGCAAUCGAGUUUUGGUUCGGUUUCAGAUGAUGGUAGCGAAACUCAGGUGCAGAAGCAUGUCUUUCUAUCCGUUCCCGAAUCAGCAAUGCGGCCGAGUUCUGUAGAAGACCUGUCGAUUGGAACCAUUCUCCCAGAUUUUCACAACUCCAAGGAUGGGGAAACGAGCCUAGCCCAUCUGUACGAAAAGUCGAACCACAAGGAAAACUUCUAUCUUUUGAAACUCUGGGCCGAUGCCGACUUCGUGCUGGACCCGACGAUGGAUCAAAAGUACGAGCUCAACGCCAAAUUUCAAAUCGACCAAAAACGACCGCUCGAAGUUACGACCCAAGUUUACAGCUUUUCGAAGGAAGCUAUGAGGAAAGAACAGAGUCCGACUUGUUUCGAAGAAAACGGCAGGACGUUCUUUGAACUGAAUUGGGAAUUCUGCGAGUAUGGAAAAGGCUUCAUCGAGCGGCUCCUCCAACUUUCGCCGAAUAAAGAUAAGAUGAAUGUGGUGCUCCAGCACUUCGCCAUGCUAACUUACGUGAAUGAUUCGACGACGGGUGAAAUCUUGAUCGUUCUAGCGCAGAUGUUCGAAGUUUCAAGGGACGAAGGACAUGGCCAAAACGUCUAUCACCUUAUUCCAACGCCCGUCUGA